Messenger RNA from Leptopilina heterotoma, 1224 nucleotides. RefSeq lists its product as uncharacterized. NCBI's taxonomy places the organism in Eukaryota, Metazoa, Arthropoda, Insecta, Hymenoptera, Figitidae. The transcript has a single exon. The record is from RefSeq and is a predicted model, not a curated record. The coding region runs from base 1 to 1224 and encodes 407 amino acids.
AUGGCAGAGACUUUGAAUAUACUAAGCCCUGUGAAAUAUGAUGAUUCAUUAGCACAUUAUGAGAUUCAUUCUCAUCAACCAUAUGUUUCAUCAGCAUUUAAUAACAGUGAUGAGAUUAGAAUUGCAGUACAACAUCAAGAUUUGUAUAUUUUACCCUGUAAAAGUACAUUACAUAUACAUGGAAGAAUUUCAAAACCUGAUAAUACCAAUGUCACAAACACAAAAAUAACUAGCAAUGGAAUUUGCCAUUUAUUUAAUGAUAUACGUUAUGAACUUAAUGGUGUUGAAAUUGAUGGUUGCAAAAAUGUUGGUAUCUCAACCAACAUGAAAUUUUACAUUUCACAAACACCUAAUCAAUUUAUGUAUGCUGAGAAUGCUGGUCAUCUAAAUUUUGAUGAUACUAGUAGAGUAACGGAUGAUGCUGGAUAUUUUGAUGUAAAUAUACCAUUAAGCAUGAUUCUUGGAUUUGCUGAAGAUUAUCGAAAAAUUGUUGUAAAUGCAAAACAUGAACUUAUUUUAACAAGAUCUCGUACAGAUCUUAAUGCUGUGGUUAAUAUUCUUGGAGUUGAACGUGAAGAAUUUAAAAUUGUAAUUAAUAAAAUUGAAUGGAUGAUUCCAUAUUUGUUUGUUGGUGAUCGUCAAAAAAUUGAAUUGUUGAAAUUUAUUGAAAAAGAUCCACUUAUAAGUAUGAGUUUUAGAUCAUGGGAACUGUAUGAAUAUCCACUUAUACCUGCAACUCAGAAACAUGUCUGGACUGUAAAAACAUCUACACAGGUUGAGAAACCUCGAUAUGUUAUCCUUGGUUUUCAAACAAAUAGAAAAGAUAAUCAUGCAAGAUAUGCAAACCUUUUUGAUGCCUGUAAUCUCGUGAACGUAAAACUUUUUCUAAACUCACAGUACUAUCCAUAUGGUAGUUUAAAUUUAAAUUUUAAUCAAAACAAAUUCUCUAUACUCUAUGACAUGUAUUGUAAUUUUCAAACAUCAUAUUAUGGAAAAGAUUCUGAGCCCAUAUUAUCUAGAAAAGAUUUUAAAGAUUAUGCACCAUUGGCUGUUAUAGAUUGCUCAAAGCAAAAUGAAUUUCUUAAACAAGCUUCUGUAGAUGUGAGAUUGGAAUUUGAAUCUAGUGUAAAUUUUCCCGCCAAUACAGCGGCAUAUUGCUUGAUUCUUCAUGAUCGUAUUAUACAGUAUAAACCAAUCAGCGGUCUGGUUAAGAAAGUAACAUAA